Molecule: messenger RNA, 6314 nt
Organism: Diachasma alloeum
Lineage: Eukaryota; Metazoa; Arthropoda; Insecta; Hymenoptera; Braconidae
Product: xin actin-binding repeat-containing protein 2
Exons: 21
Coding region: 380-4858 (1492 amino acids)
Biological process (GO): actin filament bundle assembly
Cellular component (GO): plasma membrane; actin cytoskeleton
Molecular function (GO): actin filament binding
Source: RefSeq, a predicted model, not a curated record
GAAAUUUUCAUUCAGUUAGAGAGAGAUAGAGCGAACGAAAGAAAGAAAGAGAGAGCGGUAGGUAAGGCGAAGUAGUUGUACCGCCCCCGCGUCUGAGUCGAGCAAAUCUACUGAGGAGUGCGAGGCUCAGUAUCACACGGGGUAUUUUGCCGAGCGUGUCGCUUCUUCUCUCUCGUGUUCAUCACUGUUCGUUCAAUCCGUAAGCUGAAGCGUAUUUUUUAAAGGAAUCAAAAAACAAGGAUUAAUUGAUUCACCGGAUUAUUAUUUUCCAAUCAUUAUUGAAGGUGUUUUUUGAGUGAAUUGGAGUAGACAAUUUGGAGAACAGUUGAAAACGAUUCAUUUUUGGUGAAGACGAUUUUCACACACAUCACCCCCAGCAAUGGCUGAGUUACUCUCGAAGAAAUCUUCAAACGUAGUAAGUACAAAAAGCGAUGUAUGCAGUGUCAAAUCUAACAACGGUUUGAUAGAUCUCGAUAUAACCCCAAGUAACAAUCAGCUAUUAAACCUGUGUGACGACGAGGACGAUUUGAUACUAACGAACAACACAAAGAAUGAGUUAACCCCCGAGGAUAAGAGUCUCCAAGAGCUUAUCGAGAGUGAGUUAGCCCUUAGAAUAUGCUCAGAACCUUCCAAUGAAGUUGACAUGCCGGCUCCUGAAGAAGAUCACGACCAGCCUUCGAUCUCAAUCAAAAAGAUCGUCAUUGAACCUCGUCAGGAUUUGCUGGACAUCAACGCAGAAUUCAUAGGUGCAGAAAUCAACCAUUACAACAUCGUAGAGGAUCCCUACACUUAUAGAAAUGGUCACGGUAGCCCCUAUAUCACAGAUUCUCGAUCAACAGAAACAAAAGAACUUCUAGAACUGAUUGAUACUGAUUUAGAUCAGGCAUUUGCUAGUGAUCUCCGAGGAGCAACGAUAAAAUCAAGUGGCAGUGCCACAGAGUCACUUCUAGACCUUGAGAAUUAUGAAAUGAUCCUCCAGAAUCCUCAAAGAGAUAUGUCAAUAACUGUUGAUCCACUUGAAAUGGCACAUCAAUCCACUGACAAUUGCAAUCAGGACUUCAACUUCACUCAAUUUGACAAAAUUCAACCGUAUGAGCUAGAAACUGAAAUUGAUGGUGGAAAACCCCAUGACGCCGAUCCUGAAAAUGAUGAACUUAAUCUAGUGCAGUUUGUUGGUGAAGUUUAUCAGUCAGAUGAGCGAAAGAAGAGUGCAAGAGACAUGUGGAUGGAUGAAGUCGACCGGGUGGAUCAGGUUCACCAUAUCACUGAUAAUUUUUCUAUUCACGACAAUAGAGAGCUGACAUAUGAAGACUUGGCGUAUUGUAUUCCAUCUGUAUUUAAAGUAAUUGCUGUUCGGAAAGAACUGCAGACUGAUGCUUUUGGGGUAAAGUGUGAAGCAAAUGUAGAGAACCAUGGGGACAUUCUUGAGUUUGAGACUGAGUUGUUGGAGCCUGGAGAAUUACUGGGAAAAUCCUCGGGUAUUUUGAAGGAUGCCGGUGUCUUUGGACCUUUGAUGAUAGGAGAGAGGGAUCAGGAUAUGGUGAAAGACCAAUUCAUUGAUGAGGAACGUAAAGAGAUCAUUAAAGAACAAAAUUUUCACGUAUCUAAGAAUAAUGAUGUUGAAGAGAAAAAUGACGUCAUUGAGGAGGUGGGAAUGUUCCCGAAUGAUUUAGUGAACGAUAUUAUUGAGCCUUCCAAACAGUUUAAUGAAGAGAUCCUCUGUAGAACCACAACAGAUCCAAUUUUACUGGAAGAACCAAAGGACAAAGGCGAAAUUAUUGAAGAAGAUAAAGUGUUUACGAAAGGCGAAGACUUGGCAGAGAAUGACGAAGCUAAUAAUCCAACUAAAAAUGAUAGUGUGCGUGAGCAAUGCUUGAGUUCACCCUCGGUGGCUCCCCUUGCAACUCCAGACGACGAGAGCAGCGAUUUGUCUAACUCGUGUGAUAGCGAGAACCACGAAGAGGUGAUAACAACCAGCACAGUGACCUCGUCCACCUCCAAGAGCAUCACGAAGACCAAAAAGAAGAAAAUCGAGGGGAGCAGCAACGAUGCAUCGCAAAUCAGCACUCCAAAAACCAAGAAAACUAAAAAGAGCAAGAAAAGUGACCUUGAGAAGGAGAAUAUCUCAGUGAACGUUAAUGCCGAAGAAAAAAGCAUGCACAGUAUUCAUCGAGUCCAGCCACAGCCGGAAGAGCUCUCGGACGAGGACGAUCUGACCAACGUCAAUGUCAAGUCCCUGACACAGUGCUAUGUGUCAGAGACGAGUAGGAACGAGAACGAAAAGUCGAACAAGGAAGUAAUCGAGACCGGAGUGUCCAUCAAACAGUUGUGCCGAAGCUUUGGUGACAUAUCGAAUGCAAACGAGGUGGAUUACGCGACGACAGGACAUGGAAAACCGAGCAUGGAGGCGCAGGAGAAAGCUAAAUCAAUGGAUGACCUCAGGGUCAACGACAGAGCGAGGAAAUUUACUAAAGAUGCGUCGGUCUUUGCUAGAGUCUCUGUCACAGCUCUUAGAGCAUCCUACUGUAGUUUGGCAAAUUUAGCGAGAAGCAUUGAGCAGGAAUCGAGAUCACGUCCGAAGUUCUUUGGAGUCGAGAAAUCAAGUUUCAACAAAUUCGACGCCCUCACUAAAAAAAACAUCCUCCACGUUCGUUCCGUGGAUGCAUCAAAAGUCCAUCAGCAAUUAAACUCCGUGGGCCAAAAUGGCGAUGCGAAUCCCAACUGCCGCAGCUGUGACAAGGUCGUAUUCCAAAUGGAACAGACGAAGGCCGAGGGACUGGUGUGGCACAAAAACUGCUUCCGAUGUAUACAGUGCAGUAAGCAGCUGAAUGUCGACAAUUACGAGAGCAACGAUUGUAUCCUCUACUGUAAAGUGCACUUCAAGGAGCUGUUUCAGCCGAAACCGGUUGAAGAAUCAGAUCAACCUGUGAGACCAAGAAAACCAGAGAUGAUCAUACGUGAGAACCAGCCAAAAGAGUUACCACCCAAUGUGGUCAGAGCAUCGGACAAGCCUGACCUUGGGCUCGAGGAACUGUCGUCGCUGAACGUUAAAUCACGCUUCCAAGUAUUUGAGAAGUCUGACACUGAGAAGAACGAGAUUGAACGAUCACCCUCACAGGUCGCUGUCAAAAGGUCACCGAGUAUUCUCAGCAAGCUCGCCAAAUUCCAGGCAAAGGGAAUGGACAUUGGCGUGGCUGACGAGUCACUGAAUGGCAUACCAUACGAGGAGACCAGCGAGAGUGAGGAGGACGAGGAUGAGGAAGAGGAAACUGAAGAAUCAGAGAUAGUAAAAUCAAAGCGUACAACUCGCGAACGUCCAAUGAGUUUCAGCAAGAUGGACGAUAUGAAAAAUCGGUGGGAAGUCACAAGCCAGCAAGGAAGAAAGGAGUCACAACGAGAGGCCCGUAAAGAGGAGAUCGCUGGCAUUCGAUCAAGACUCUUCAUGGGCAAACAGGGGAAGAUGAAGGAGAUGUAUCAGCAGGCGGUUGCAACCAGCGAAAAGGUCACAAAGAUCAACCCGGCUGAGGAGAUUCAAAAUUCCACUCAUGCGCGAUCGAUUAAGGAACGAUUCGAGAGGGGCGAACCCAUUGUUGCUGAUGAGGAUGAGACAGACAACAAACCAAAAGUGGAAAAACCAGAUGAGGAGGUCAUCGCUGCUGGUAUAAGCAGGAAAUCCCGCUCUCUCUUUUUGGAAUUGGAUGCUACUGCAGCUAAGACCGGACGACCUGUGACGCCUGUUAAUUCGAAAACACCUACUGAGGCACCAAGACGUGCUCGAGAUGCUUUCAUGGGACGACAGGUAUCAGACGACGUCAUUCGAAGUACAGACACCACUGCAGAGAUUCAAGUGGAAACUUCUGACAUCACCAAUAAGUUUAAAUUUUUCGAAACAUAUAGUGAGCCGGAAAAGAUGAGAAAGCAGUUCCGAAUAACCCCUCCGCGUGAUGGGCAGGUCAAGGUGAAUUCACCAGAACGCGAGAUUUAUCGCGAUCCUGAUGUCAUCAGAGCAGACGACAGGGUCGACGAAAUCGUGCACACAGAUACAGCAAGAAAAAUGCUCUCUAUCUUCAGGCAAAUGGAGGAAAAAGCGACUAAGGAAGACUUGCCUGAUGGCCCGAAGCCUCUGAAAUGCUUUACUCCACCACCUGAAGACAAAUAUGCCAGACCAACUGCGUCAGACUCUGAAGAAGAAGAAGAAGAUGAAGGAGAGGAGUCUGGAAGUGAUGAAGAGAGAGAUCCAAACUAUGUCAGAGCAUCCGAUAAGGUUGAAGAUGAAUUCUUGAAACAAGCCCAGAAUGCUGCAAAAGCAAAGACACUUCGAGCUAAGUUUGAGCAGUGGGAAAGGACCGAUGGAAAAACAACAAGUCAUCAUGUUGCUGAGAUGGACCUUGCUCAGACAGCAGAUGGUGAGCAACAAAGCAUAGAGUCUGCUAGAAGUCUCAGAGCUAGAUUUGAAUCUCUUGGAUCACAACCUGCUGAGGCACCACGCGCUGCCAAAGUCAAAGUCAACAGAUUUGUGGAAAUUCAAACUGCCUGUACUGAUGUCUGUGAAAGCUGCGAGAAGAAGGUUUACCCACUGGAAAAGGUGGAGACGAAUAACAAAAUAUUUCAUAAACAUUGCUUCCGAUGUUUGCAGUGCAACUGUGUUUUAAGAAUGGAUACAUUUACCCUGAACAACGGUAAACUCUACUGCAUUCCUCACUUCAAGCAACUCUUCAUAGCCCGCGGUAACUAUGACGAAGGCUUUGGCGUUGACCCCCACAAGAACAAGUGGUCAACGACCACAAAUUCAUCAACAACUGCCCCAGCUACCAUUGUGGCAAACGGUGUGGCAACACCCGUGGCCAAUCACGUCUGAUGUCCAUAUUAAAUCGCGGUCUAAUCAAACAAUUGAAACGGAAAUAAUACAGACACUGCAGUUUAUAUUGAUGAAAGAGUUGGGGGAAUAGAGGUGAAAAGAAAUCAAGUGAAAGUGAAUGUAGUAUCUAUCAAAAUUGCUCAAUUCAUUAAUUUGAUUUUAUGUGGAAAAAUGUAUAAUUUAAUGGAGAAUUUUAACAUUUUGUUAAUCGAGAAUAAUUAAAAUCCUGAUUGCAUUAAGAAAUGGAGAUUCUCAUGUGAAUGUGAGAUUGAUAUCCUACUCAAGAUGCAAUUAAAAAUGCAUCUCAAACUGAAUAACUAAUUCAAUCAUAGAGAAAAUACCGCAAUUAUUCGAAAAAAUUGCUUACUCCAAGAAUAUAUUAAAUGAAUCAAAAAAUUCAAAAAUUCAGCUUUGUAGAAUAUUCCAGAAACCUCACUGAAAAUUCAAUUCGAUGAAAAUUCAUUUUUCCAAUGGAAAACGUUCUUUCAUGUUAAUUGGAGGGUCAAAGAGGUUGGAAGUGAUAGGUGAGAGUUUUCCAGCUGAAAAUCCUCUAGUCUCUCAGUAAAACCAUCCGCAGUUCUAUACCCAGCCAGAUUUCUCACUUAAUUUUUAACAAUCAAUUCAUUUCGUUCAUUCUGCAAUAAUUGAUGUCAUGAAAAUAAAUAUUUGUAGAUGAAUUUUUUCUUUUCCACCGAUUAUUAAUGAAUCAAUUCUCCAAAAAUGAGCAAUGUGUUUAAAAUGAUUCAAUCAAGUCUUACGUAGGUUACUCUGAAUUAUUUAUGAUCUUUAAACGGUGAACCCGUGCAAUUUGUAUUAUUAAUUAUUUCUUGGCUGUCCUUAUUCAGCGCGGCCGAUGCUCAAGUGACAAAAACUCGCAAUAUGUGAGAAACUAAAAAAAAAUGAAUCAAAAAGCAACCAACUCCCUACAAAAUAUUGUGAGCAUCGCGUGGAUAUUCUUGCCCUACAUAAUUGAGCAAUUGUGCGAAUAAGAUAAAAUAUUACGUGGUUAAUUCUCUUCUAAAUGUUAAUAUGUUUUCCAGACACUUUAACUUCAAUUGUGUAAUUGUCAUCGUUUUUAAUUGUGUCAAAAUUGUAAACAGCAACGAUGUAAGGUUGAAUUAUAUGAUAAACUUGAUCCCAGGGAGACUGCUCACUGUGAAAAAAAUGAGUCUCCAUGAUUUUUAUUACUGAAUUCAAUAUAAUGAACUAUUUAAAUGUUAUUGGAGAGAUUUUUUUCCAGUCCCGUAGAGGGUGAAUUUUUUUUCCUAAACUGAUUCGGAGGAACAAUAGCUUACAUGUAUUAUUCAUAUUUUUAAUUUUUUUGUUCAUUUCUUUUUAUACGUUGUACUAUAUAUUUUCAUUUAUGCUCGUUUUUAUCCCUAUUACAAAGGAAUUUCGGAGAGAAGAAGAAGUGUAUUAGGUUCAUUAAUGUCAAUACAAUAUUUAAUUCUUUUAA